CCAAUUUUUACAAGAGUGAGUUUGUACCCCCUGGUGCAGCCGUGAAUUUUGAAUAAUUUUGAACAAGUGUUUAGUCUAGUGCUGCCACACUAUAUGUGUGUGAUUUAAACGGAUAAUAAUAUCGCAAUAAUAAUAUAAUAUGCUAUAUCAUGAUGUGAUACACUGAUUAAAGGUCAAAUAUUUGCUAUUUUCAAUUUGCGAUUUAUUUAUCAAAUAUAUAAAUGUGGCUAUUAUCUGUGUGUCGCUCUUCGAAAACGACGGAAAGUAAAUACAUAUAGCAUAUUUUGUUAUUAAAGUUACUCGUUUUAUAUUUUUAUGAUUAUAACUGUACAGAUACUAAAUCGGUUCGACUGAAAGAAAAAUCAAAUGAUGUUAGUCGUAAGAAGAUACCAUCGGCUCACUGCAGUUGGUUCACUGUCAUGUAAAGUAUAUCCAGAGUUUAUGCUGUUAGACAGCUUAGCAUUCAACUAUAUGCAGAAUAGAUCCUAUGCAGAGGUUUGCUCUGUAGUACAAGAUAAAUUCAAGCCUAAAGUGAAUCUCAGUGAGCGAAGAACUACAAACUUAUUAAGGACAAGUGAUAUAUUAACAUGUAUAAAGUUAGUAGAUUUACAACAGAAAAGAUAUUUGGGCUUGGCUGCAAAACUAGUCAAUAAUGCCUCACCCAAAGUACAACCAUAUAUGAAGCUUAUUAGAAUGGACAAACCAAUAGGAAGCUGGUUACUAUUUUGGCCUUGUGGAUGGAGCAUUGCCAUGGCAACACCUGCUGGUACUUUACCAGAUCCUUAUAUGCUGUUACUUUUUGGCAUAGGUUCGUUUGUAAUGCGUGGUGCAGGAUGCAUCAUAAAUGAUUUAUGGGAUCGUGAUAUUGAUAAAAUGGUAGUUAGAACAAAGGACAGACCUUUAGCAAUUGGCCAAAUAACUAUGAAGCAAUCAAUAAUAUUUCUAGCAGGACAAUUGAGUUUAGGAUUAUUCAUAUUAUUACAAUUAAACUGGUAUAGCGUAUUUCUUGGUGCCAGCUCGCUAGGUUUAGUAGUCAUUUAUCCUCUCAUGAAGAGAGUAACAUAUUGGCCACAACUUAUCUUGGGAAUGACAUUUAACUGGGGUGCGUUGUUAGGAUGGUCUGCUAUACAUGGAUCAUGCGAUUGGUCUAUUUGCAUGCCAAUGUACAUAGGUGGUGUUUGUUGGACUAUUGUGUACGACACAAUAUAUGCUCAUCAAGAUAGAUCAGAUGAUAUUCUGCUAGGUAUGAAAUCAACAGCCAUCAAAUUUGGGGAUGACACAAAAUUUUACCUAUCCGGAUUUGCAAUAGCGAUGAUCGCGUGUUUAGUUAACUCAGGCAUAUUAGCGGCUCAAACUUGGCCUUAUUAUACCACGGUUGGAUUAGUGGCGGCGCAUAUUGGCAAUCAAAUAUACUUUUUGAAUAUAAAUAAUCCAACGGAUUGUGCCAAAAGAUUUAUAUCCAAUCAUAAGGUAGGCAUGAUACUCUUUACUGGUAUUAUAUUAGGAAACUUGAUGAAGAAAUCCAUGAAGAAAGAGAUCAAAGAUUAAGGAGAAAUCAUAUACCAAACAGCAGAUAUACCGAAUCACUCGUAAUAGAUAUACAGAAAAGAGACCUGGUAUUGCAACUAGUCAGGAAAUUAAUAAUAUCUUUAAAUUGUACACACACGUAUGUGAUUAGUUUUAAGUAACUACCUGAAUUAAAUUUACAUGGUUGUUAAAUAAAUGUAUUUUCGUAUAUUACUCUGAA
Odontomachus brunneus is the source of this 1747-nucleotide messenger RNA. It is a transcript of the gene Coq2, whose product is annotated as 4-hydroxybenzoate polyprenyltransferase, mitochondrial. NCBI's taxonomy places the organism in Eukaryota, Metazoa, Arthropoda, Insecta, Hymenoptera, Formicidae. Gene Ontology annotation, cellular component: mitochondrial inner membrane. The coding region runs from base 367 to 1548 and encodes 393 amino acids. The record is from RefSeq and is a predicted model, not a curated record. Gene Ontology annotation, biological process: ubiquinone biosynthetic process. The transcript has 7 exons.